Messenger RNA from Nematostella vectensis (starlet sea anemone), 5597 nucleotides. RefSeq names its product beta-2 adrenergic receptor. The record is from RefSeq and is a predicted model, not a curated record. Gene Ontology annotation, biological process: G protein-coupled receptor signaling pathway. The coding region runs from base 994 to 2010 and encodes 338 amino acids. Gene Ontology annotation, molecular function: G protein-coupled receptor activity. Gene Ontology annotation, cellular component: membrane. Lineage: Eukaryota; Metazoa; Cnidaria; Anthozoa; Actiniaria; Edwardsiidae. The transcript has a single exon.
CAACUUGCACCCAGUUUGGCAGUGACUUAAUUUCUGUUAGAGUGUAUUGGUUAAUGGAAAUCCGGAAAUGGCCAAGAGAGUAAGCCGGAUUUUGCGUUUUCUUCAUUGCGUCAAAUAAACGAUCAUACUGACAAUGCAAGAUUUCAUGUGAUCAAACCUUCUCCUCCCCUAAAGUAUUAUAUCGCAUUUUGCAAAAUUGCAUCAUAAGUAAACAAAGCGAGUGUUUCUGCCACCCAAAAGGUUUGCUGUAAAAAGACAAAAUACAAAGAAACAUUUUAAACACCUUUAAAUUUGUCUACCCCAUUUUACUCUCUGCGCUGCUUUAAAGACACUCAUAGAGCUCAUUCAAGGCAAAGUGCAAAGAAGUUGCCCCCUGGCAUUUUGUCGCAUCGCACGAACUCAAAGGUCAGAGACUUGGCUGUUAACGCACUACAACGCCCAGCAACUAAUGAAUAUGUAGCAAGACCACCGAUUAAAAGAAAUGCUUAAAUGAUUGACAAACGGUGUUUCGUGUCGUUUUAUAGCUAGCCAUGAAAGAGCAUGUUAUUUUUUGCCAAGUAUUGAGUUACUUUCUCAUACACGGAUGUUUGUUCGGCACUAGAUGGAUUCCUCGAUGGCUAUUUGCGUAUGUUACUAAUGAGUGAUAUAAACCACUGAAAGCUUCACGCUCCUACCAAAAUUACCAAAGGAAACAAACCGGAGAUCCCUCGAGGGUAACUGCCGAUAACGGUGAAACCUGAAUGCCAAUCUCGCAAUGUUUUCUAUUCGCUACCAAUAGAUGUUUAACAAGCUACUCGUCAUAAAUCGACCAAUCGCGAGGCGCACAGCUCGCAAAAUACAGCGACUUCAAGCUCAUGUUCUCCAAUCACAGCGAAAGGAUGUUUAGUAUCGUUAGUUACCCAAAUCAAUGGCACAUAUUUAACAAACCGAGCGGUACACCUGAGCUAGUUAACGCCAAAGGCUAGCCACAUCGCGACAUCUCUCUGCUACAUCAUGGACAGCAACUCGAGUGCGACUAUGGCCGAAAAUUAUGACCAGUGCUAUUUUAUGCGUAAUGUUGCUGACUUUACCAGAGAAUUCUCUGCCGCGUACUUCUUUGUUCUAGUGACAAACGCGAUCACUUGUAUUCCGACUAUUUUAGGAAACUGCUUGAUCAUUGUCGCGAUCUUUUCGACGCCUUCACUUCACACUCCAUCAAACGUGCUGCUCAUAGGUCUCGCAUCCACCGACUUCGGAGUAGGUCUGAUAGUUCCCUGGCUGAACAUUUGGAGAAUUGUACCUAAACUUCAAGGCAAAAACAUUGAGGUUUGGUGUGAUGUCCAAGUGGCGUACACAUUUUUCGGGGUAAUGUUUUGUGGCGUGUCGUUUUUGAUUGUUGCUGCGUUCACGACUGAUAAAUACCUUGCACUUCAUUGGCAUCUAAGAUACGCUACCAUCGUCACAACAAAACGUGUGGUCUACAUAGUGCUCGCAUUCUGGGUCAUAUUCGGAGCUAUGUCGACAGUUCAAAUCUGGAGCAUGACAGUGUACAGAAUCAGCGUAUGUCUCGUUGUCCCUUUAUUUCUUCUCAGUACUUCAGUCAUAUACAUUCGUAUUUUCCGAGUCUUAAGGCGCCACAAAGUCCAGAUUCAAACCCAGCGCGCACAGGCCAAGGCGGCCGUCAACGAAGACAGUUCAUCCGGACAGAGUACAUCAUCGGACACGGUCAACAUGGUGCGGUAUAGAAAGUCGGUCACUAGUAUGUUUGUUGUCUAUUGUCUGUUUGUCCUGUGCUAUACGCCGUACAUUUGCGUACAGAUCACAGUUUUGGUGUCUACUCUGAACUUGUAUGACGCACCCCUAGAGCAAGCGUAUUCUUGGCGGGGCCUGUAUGUAGCAGUGGACGUUACAGAGACCAUCGUUAUCUUGAACUCGCUCAUGAACCCUUUUAUUUACUGCUGGAGAAUGCGUGACAUAAGGCGCGCUGCAAGGAACGUUUUGUAUGUGAUCGGCUGCAAGUGUUGUUCUUAAACUGAGCUUAUCCAACGUCUUUGAUGUGAUCGCUUGCAAGUACCGGCGCAAGGCGCGCGCGCAACCCCGUCGAUCGGCAAAAAGCAAUUAUUUCUUAUGGAAAAAAACGGUCAAAUACCAGAUGUUUUCCUUGUAAUAUCUCUACUGGCUGGCUACAAGCCUAAGAUGGUUCAUAAACUGAGCUUACACCGUCUCUUGCGGCCGUCUGCUAAAGUUCAUAAGUGAAGCCAACCUAUGUUUUUGGUGCGAUCGGUUGCUGCGUUGGCAAAAGCUAUCCACUACAACGAACGUCCUCUAAAAAAACAAUUAUUAACAAAUUCGCCUUUAAGGUGUAAAUGAGCAGAAAAUAAUAAGAAACGAAAAACGAGAUUGUUAUAGGACAACAAACCCAGACUUUUUGCCUUUUCGUGAGUGAAAAAGUGUAAUUAAUAGAUAGGGAAUGAACAGGGAAAACAUUCCUAUAGUUUGAUAUAUCAUCGUAAUAUUAAAAAGGCAAGAAAAUUGCACUCUUUCAAACGCGGCAUACGUCAUUCCAAAAUUAUGAUAAUGCGUAGUAAACAUCAAGCCGUUUUAUCGGAUGCAAACUUGCUUUCUUCCUUUUGGCCUUCUAAAAUGUCACCUUUAUCAAAAAAGGCAAAACAAUGACUACAAAUUGGUGCACUUGAAUAUAUUGUGGCGUUUCUUUACAAGUACUUGAUGUAGAUAGUGGUCUUUAAUGAUAUAAAGCAGAUAGCACGCAAACAGGGGAAAGUUCGUUGACAAAAAGAAAAAAAAAAGCUAUAUAGCUGCUAUGGAUGGUCCUCGAACUAAAUAAUUUCUUUCGACAUUUGCUGUUGACUGCGAAUAUUAUGACAAUUUCUUUACUACAGGUCUAAAUACGCGGCACUAGAAAUUUCUAGGGAGCCGGAACUAACAAGAAAACAAAAGGUGAAUGUGGAUGUAAAAAGACGCGAUCUCGAGGGAUAUAGAGAUUGAUGGGAAAAGGAAAAACACGAAACUUUUCCUGAAGCUAAAUAAAUGAAUCUCUUAGCCCCACAGAAAGCCGCUUUCAAGUGUAUCUAUAACAGAGAGCCGGAUAUAACGGGAACACAGCGCAGUCUAAUUCCAAAUAUAAGAAAGUUGGAAAACUUGAUUAUAAAUGUAAUGCUUUCAAGUCGCCUUUUCUAAACGAUAUGAAUAAAACACGUAGAAAUAUAACAAUAACAGAUAGGGUAUUGGGAGUUUUAAAAGCGAGCAAAUAUAAAUAAUAUAUAUUUAGUGAUAUUGGGGAAAUUAAAAUAGUACUUCGUAAUGGAGGGCCCAUAAAUGGUCUUUGGCGAGCACUUGCGAGCUCCCCGUUUUUAUGCGAGACCGAGUAUUUUUAGUUUUUAAAUAAAUCGAGCAGCGAGUGCAUCGGAAAAUAUAAUGUGAGCACGGCGGAAAAAAAAUUCGCGAGCAUGCGAGCAUUAGCCGAGAACUGCGUGCACAUCGAAAUUACGGAGGGCAAUUCGGGGGCCCUAAUGAGUACAGAGAAAACUUGAAAGUCUGAAAGACAAAAGUAAAUUAAAAUGUUUUGUAAGAGUACAGGGUACUAAAAUUACUUUUUAAAAAACGCGAAUUUAAUAACAAUCAAAUAAGUUACCUAGUAAGUAAAUGCUAAAACAAAGAAAUAAGAAAAUGACUAUCAUUAUUGCCAUUUUUUUUAAAUACGAGAUGGAAAAGGCUUAGUAAUCAAUAACUUUUUUUAUGUUUUAAAGGGUACAAUAUUUAUGAAGUGUAUGUCUGUGAAGGAAAAUUAAAAUUCAAUUCUGAUAUACUAAAAUGAAUUUGAUAUUGAAUAACUCUGCUACUCAAACAAAUCAGAUGUAGUUAUCGUAAAAUGACCCUCUUAGAAAUAUAGACUUCUUUUCUCGCAGCCAGAAAGCGCUCUUUAGACAUAGCCAAAAAGUCUAGGUUGGCCUUUCGAGUUUCAUACGACAAGUACACUCAAAAUAAUAGGCGCUUGCAAUCUUAGUUUUAUACCCUUAUUAUAAAUUCUCAAGAAACAUUUAUGCUAAGUCUUGGUAAGACGAUUCCUACAUUGGUUGAUUGAGCAAUCCGUUAAAUUACAAAACGUGUGCAAGGUUUUGUCUUUUUGAGGGUGCGUCGGUUAGUCUUGAGGAGUGAUUUUAGCAAUAUUUUUUAAACUUUAAAAACAGUUAUACAUGGAGGUUGGAUAUGGAAUAAACCAAAAUGAUCACUCAAGUUUACUAAAUGAUCUGUAUUGUCAUGAUAUGCAAAUCUCACCUGAAUAGAAAUAUAUUGAAAAAUGUACUUCGAGAUUUCGGUGCAAUCUGAUUAUCCAAACUAGAUCAUUUGUAUAAUACACUCUUUUUUUAGAACGCAUCAGACUAAUAAAGUAAUAUUCUGAGCUUUGGCAUUUUUAUAAAAAAGGUUCUCAUAAAAAAAGAGUGUAUAUAUAUUAUACAAAAACUGAGUAGUUUUUUUAUGUUUUAGUUUAAAAUCUGUAUCGAUGUGAAGUAGAAGAUAUAAAGUUUUUUUGUUACACUGUCGUAUUUUCUCGCGUUUUUGUUACAACCGUACGAAGGUUGUGGAAUCGUAGGAUGUAGUGUUCCGAGGUCUGUGCCAGAGAAGAAACAGGAAGAGAAAGAACACAUGGAUUUGCUUCCCCGCCUUUGGCCUAAAUAUUGUAGCCGACAUUAAAAUCAUUUGCUUUUAUGCGAUAAGAUAGUUUAAAAAAGAUUCAGUUGAACUUAGCGAUUUGUAAACAAAACCAGGCAGCGGGAGCUUUAUCCGAUACCAACCGUGUUUACACAAACUGUCGCUUGAGUUCUUUUUUUCAUUGGAGAAAAAAACUUAUCAGGGGAAAACGAAGUAGUGACACAAGUAACGGAAAAAGAUUUGAAUGAAGAUAAAGCUCUUUUAGAGAGACUGAGAUAAACUCGAUUAUUGAAGAUAUUAGCGAAAGGCGGGAAACAAGAAAUUAAGCCAGUAUUCCACCAUGCAGAAUUCUGACUUGCGGCUUAUUGAUUACAUUUAUUUUUGUUUUCAGCCGGAAUUUUGCAAGAUCAAAGGUAAUUAAUAAUUGGCUAUACCAGAACAAGCAACUUUGGAGUUUCUCUCAUAUGCAUAUUAGUACUGCAGGAUAUUGUUAAAAUCAUUACCUACAAUGACUGAUUUAUUAAUUAGAAAUAUGUUUGCGUUACACAGGGAUACAAUGUCCUGUGUGAAUCGAAUUCCUUGUACAUAAAAUAAUUAAACUCACUUAAAAUAAGUAUAAAUGAAUCCACUUUAAAAUUGUCAGCAUUCUCGAUAAACCAUUAUUGCGUUCUUCACAGUUUAUUUCUUGGCCCACUUAUGUUAUCAACCUUGCAUGACUAUACAAAUAAGUUCCUUUUCGAUUAGCCUAAAAAGCCCACAGGUAAAUUCGUUUUUUGUUUGAAAAAUAAGUGCAUUUUUAUGAAAACAAAAUAAUGGAAUAAGUAUAUUUAAACAAGACAACAAACUCAGUAAUUAAAGUCGUUCAUAUAACAUACAAAGGCAUUGUACCCUGUUAAGUAUGAAUAUAACGGCACAGGAGUGCCCCUGAUCAUCAUUUCCCUGUCCCG